Messenger RNA from Cotesia congregata, 351 nucleotides. The record is from the annotation of a GenBank genome assembly. NCBI's taxonomy places the organism in Eukaryota, Metazoa, Arthropoda, Insecta, Hymenoptera, Braconidae.
AUGGUCGUCCUGACACGUCAAAAAUGGUUCCUGAAACCAUUUGCUGUGGACAUGAGACGGACAUGGAAAGCCAGCAAAACAGUAUCUAGUCUAUCAAGGAUCAUAGCCAACACGAUCAGACCACAAAUCAAAAAGAGAAGAGUUCUUUUGGAAGCAGUCUACUCAGAGGCAAGAGCGAAGAUAAACAAGAAAACGCUACAUGAGUGGCAGGAUCAUUGGACAUCAGAGGAGACAGGCAGAUGGACAGCGCGCUUGAUCCCAAACAUCAACGUCUGGCUUUCACGGGAGCAAGAGGACACGGACUUCUUCCUCACCCAGCUAUUGACGGGACAUAGACAGUUUAACGCCUAA